AUGACAUUUAAGCCAAUCAACCGAGCAACCAAAGGAAAUGUGGAACAAUUUAUUCUACGGCUCCUCUCCCGGGCGAGGCCUGUCACCGACCAGCAGUCGCUCCGCUCAGCCCGGAGCUCUCCUAAUCCCCGAGCUCAAGUAGAUUCCGCUGGCCCGCGGCCUGCACUCUCCGCCGGGCCUACGCCUCCCCGGCCGCCCGGCAGGAGCCCAGUCCCCGUCACCGGAGCCGGCAGGGAGAAGGUACAAAACCACCGCCACCCAGGGCGGCUGCCACCAGAGAGAAGCGAACUCUCGACUCGCCCAGCAGGAAUUUACCUGGGCGAAUCGGCGUCUGAAUCCGAGGGGAGGCCGAGGCCGCUGUGGCGAGAGACUAUAAUCCGGGCCGGGAGGGGGGGUGGCUACGGCUCCUCUUCCGUCUCCUCAGUGCGGGGAACAUGUAGAGCCGGGGGGAGACCAGCCGAGAAGACAAAUCGCUGCUUCUUCCUCCUCCUCCUCCUUCUCCCACAUAGAAACACUCACAAACACCCGACCAGGGGCCCGAGCUACCGGGGGGGCAUCGCCACGGACCCGGGAACCAAUCCUCCUGUCGGCGGGGGCGUCCCUCCCUGCGGCUUGGUGGUGUCGGAACAAAAUGCCGACCGGAAGUGCAGCUGCAGGAAUGACUCCCUCCGCCGGCGCCAAACACUAACAACCACCCCCUCUUCCCCACUCCACUUCCGCCACCGCCGCCGCCGCCGCCGCCGCCGCCGCCGCUCGGGCUCGCGUCUCCGCCUCGCCGCGCAGCACCCGAGCCCGGCCGGGACCAGAAGCCCGGCGGCAGCACCUCGUUUCUACGCCCUGCUGCACUGGGCGGCUGUGGAUGUUGUUCUUAUUGUCGAUCCUGCGGGGCUGCGUCUGCGCUGCGGCUCGGGGCCGGCUCUCACGGGCUUUAUUUUCCAGCAGGCCGACAGCAGCCGGGCCGAGUCCUGCUGUGGUCGUGUGCGUGGGGGAGCUCAGGCCCAGAGGGCCUUCCAGGCCGCGGGCGGCGGCGGGUGAAGGCCGCGCUUGUGUCCCCUGGUCGCUGUCUUUAGCUGUAGGGAGUCAAGCUUUGGGCGGCCACGCAGAGGACGCCGGCGAUUCCACGGCGAUGGUGCAUUUUUUUAAGUGGUGUGCCUGCAGCCGAGAGGAUGGAUGUAUCAAAUACCUUCUCUUUCUCAAAGGCCAGACUUUGUGCCCUCCUGUGGGUUAUUUCUGCGGCUUAAGGAUGCAAUCCUUGAAGGCGAAGAAGACUCCCAGCUGGAUUGAGUUGGAAUCGUGUUUGUGAUGCAUUUGUUUAUGGAAAUAUGUAGUCGCUGCUGGACUUGCUUUUUGUUGGUGGUUCUGAUUCUUCCCUAACUGUCAGGCCAAGGCCUGUAGGCGACGCUGUGCGAGCGAGGAGCGGCUGGCGACGGAGCCGGCUCCGGGCCCGGCGUCCAGGUGUGGGUGGAGCCGAGCGCUGGGAGCGCGGGGGCCGCGGGCUGGCUGGGGCCGGCGGACUUCGGACGUUUUCCUCAGUUGAACACACUGAGGCACUGGACGAGGCUGGAGUACAACCUGUGAUUAUACGUACCCUACCGUACCCGUUGUAGUCUUAUUGUAAAACAAGAAGUAACGUCAUCGUGCCUCAGAUCUCUGUUCUGUUUAUUUGUGUAGAUGAAAAGGGGCUAUUCAGGUAAAAAGUGCAGUAGGUAAGCGGGUUUUAAACAGGACGAAAUUUGUCAUCUCAGCGAAUCCAGUUAAGUUAAUUGUGUUUAUAGAUGUCAACACGCCUAAAGUCGGGGAAGCUUGCCUACACGUUAGCCUUUGCCUCCGAAGUCAAGGAGGGGACUGAGAUCUUCCGCUCCUUUGCCAUAGUCACUGUCGUGGCUUCCCUUCUCGUCCGUGGAUGCCUAACUGCCAAAGCCUUGACCUCCGCCGGGAGGGGCCUGCGCUGUGGGGGGGGGGGGUGUGCCUCUGCUGUUGUCUCUGCGGGGGGUCACUUUCCCAAGCAUCCAGAGGGCUCUCAUCUUCAGGGUUCUGCUCAAAUGUCAUCUCCGGGGCCACGGUUUAAAGGGUAGAUUUCCCUGCCUCCUUUCUGGCUUUAUCCUUCCGAUACUAUGGAUCUUUCUUGCUUGUCUUAUUCUCUUUCCCCAGUAGAUGGUUAAGCUCCAGGAGGACGGGAGGUUUUAUUUUUCUCCGCUGGUAUUAUGUUCAGCGGCUAGAAUGAUGCCACACGAUAGAUGCUUUUGAUACCCUUCCCCCUUAUUUCUGCGCUGUAUCCUGUAAUAAGUACUUACGCUGUAGAGAAGUUUAUGAAAGAUGGUGAAAAGUGGAAACAAUAUUUAGACAGAAAAAUGGAAGCUUAUUACAGAGUUCUGGAAAAAAAGCGAUCGCUUCUACCGCUACAGCACCAGGAGCCCACAAAUGUGAUCAUUAUUUGAUUUUAGGUCUUUGUAAAUAGUCAUGCUAGAGAACUGUGUUUAGGAGAUCCUGUGAUCAUAUCUGUAGUGUGCUAAUUCAAUUUAUUGUGUUUCCUGGGUCUCUCAAACUGCAUUCUUCAUCCUGCCACCUUUUUUGGAAAAUACAUACUAUUUUCACUGAACUGAAGUUUGAGAAUUUGGUUGGCUCGGCCCAAAUCCAGCACUACUGGAAAAGUUCAUUCAGCAAGUCUUUUAUUGGGCAUAAAAUGUUUGCCAGCACAGUGAUUCAAAAGGUGUGUACUUCUGAGGUUAGGAGACCUUAUAUAAAGGAUCACACAUGGCUACUACUUAUGUUUUCAAAUAAAGCAAAAGCUAGAGAUUUAUUUUUAGUUUCUUCAAAAGAAAAGGUUCAGUGAAAGCUGAGGUCAGAUAUUUAAAUAUACCAUUUAGUUUGCUGUUUGUUUAUAGUUACUUACCUGUUGGCACCUGGAAUAGCAAUAUAAUAAUUGAAAAUGAUUUUUUAAAACUAUAAAAUGUGAGAAAUUCUAUUUCAUAGUAGCUAGGAAACCAAGCUUUUUAAAUUGAAAUAAGUCAAUAUACUAGUAACUAGAAGCUAUAUAUAAGUGUCUGGUUAUGCUGUUAGAAAUUUUCAUGUUUCAUUUACUGAUUUUUUUGGAGAAGACAAGACAACCUGGGCAGAUAUUUUACAAGUAUUAAUACAUCAAUUAAACAUUGUUAUAUUCUUCUAAUAGUCUAUUCAUUAUAGGUUUACCCGUUAAUUUUAAAAAUAGCUUUAAGUAAUAUACAAGUAACUCAGAAUCUGUUUUUCAGUUUCAAAAUACAAUUACAGUUUGCUUAUGGAAGCACAAUUACUUUUCUGUAUAUUUUCUUAAAUGUUACUGAUGAACUAAUAAUUUUGCAUGUCUAGGGAACAGUAGUAGAUAAACUUCGUGGUACAAAGUCUUGACAUUAUUUUAACAUUCAAUCUAAAGUUUUAAUUUAAAAUCUUAUUGUUUUUUGUUUCUUCCCUCACACAUUUAAAUAUACUGGUAAGAACUUAUUUGGUGCUAAUCAACCUUAUGCUAGGCCCCUGAUAUAAAAUAAUGAGUGAAAACUGACAUGGUCAUUGCCUUCAAGGGUUUUUUGUGUGUAUUUAUGUGUGAUAUAUGUAUAUGUAAGUAUGGUGUAUAUAUAUAUCACACAUAAAUAUAUAUUAUGUAUAUAUAUAAUAUAUACUUUUUUAUACAAAAUUUUUCUAGAUAUUAGAAUGGAAAAAAUUGUUUCAGUGCCUAUCAGUAUUUCCUGUCAAAUCAACUAGUAUUUUGCUUGCUUAAAUUUAGGUAUCCAAGUUGAGAUCUUAUAAAUAAUAGUGAUUUCUUGAUUUCAUUGUCUUUUUUUCAUUUUUACUUAUUUACUGCUUCCUAAUACCAUCAGUUUGUUUAAUUUUUAUAUUUUUCAGUCUUUUAUGUCCAAAAGCACUUCAUUUUGGGUGGUGUUGUAUUUCACUGUUAUAUCCUUGUCAAUUUUAGUUUGGAAGGUAACCUGAUCUUUAAUCUGAUCUAAUAUUGUCUCCUUGCUUUAAGGAAUAAGUUGUAUGGCUCAGUUUUAUUUGCGGUGAAUAUUCCUGGAUAUUUUCAUAUGUAUUUUUGAUCAAUGAAUUAUAAUUUAAUUUUUAAAAAUUUAAAUGAAUUUUAAGUAUCUGUAUUAAAUGAAUUUAACUAUCUGUAUUAAAUAUCAUUACCAAAAAUUGACACAACUGACAAAUUAUGAAUUAUUAUUUUUACUGAAUAAUAUUCAAGAUAAAUGCAAUUUGAUAUGAAAUGAUAGGGAUAAAAAAAAUUUAGAAAAUUGUGUAUUUUAUGCCUGCCAGUUAUCCUUUGUUAGUGAUAAAAUUAUCUCUAACAGGAAUAAAUUUUAAAAAUUGAGGAAAGGCAAAAGAUUAUGUAUGUUUUGGAGAUUAGACUCCUAAAUUAUUUCAUAUUUAGGAUAAUUAAAUUACUUUCAAGUAAUUUGAUGAAGAGUUUAUUCAGGAUGCAGAUUUUGAGGGCAGACUGUAGAAAUAUCCAAUGACUUAAAUGUUUCAUGUUUUUUUAAAAUUAAGUACCUUAAUCAAUUUGUGGUAGUAUUUGAGACUUAUUUAAUGUGUUUAUCUAUUUGUUUGGAUUAUAUUAAUUUUUCUCCCGUGAAUGUCUUCAGUUCAUCUUAGUCUUCUAUUCUGGCCUGUAUUCUGGUCUUAAAGAAUAAGCUUUGGCUGGGUGGUGUGGCAUAGACCUGUAAUCCCAGUGGCUCCAGAGACUGAGGCAGGAGGAUCACACUUUCGAAGUCAGCCUCAGCAACUUCAGUGAGGCCCUAAGCAACUUAGUGAGACCCUGUCUCAAAAUAAAAAAUAAAAAGGGCUGGGGAUGUGACUCAAUGGUUAAGCACCCCUGGGUUGAACCCCAAGUAAGUACCCCCUCAAAAAAAAGUUUUGUCCUUUCAUUAAUCUUUCUCUAUGGGUUUUAUUAUCUAUCUAUACCUUAUGUUUCUAAAAGUGACCAGUUACAUGUUAUACUCCAUGUUUCACUGAACAAUGCUGUAGGAUAGGGUCCUUAAAAAUGCAUCUCUGAAAUACAAUUUCAACAUAAAGUUAUUUAAACUGCCCUUUUGCAUAGAUUAGUUUGUAGUCAAAAAGUGUCUGCCCUAGACUAGUGUUUUAAACUAUUGGUCAUGAACCAUAAUAUAACAUGAAAGUAAUUUAGUGGGUUGUGACUAGCAUUUUUUAUUUAAAAUACAAAAAAGAAAAGAGUACCUCAAAGAUGGUAAAAGUAUUUUUUAAUAAACAUUUUGUGUGUGUUUGCUGCCUUGUAAAAGGAUUUCUUACACUGGGUUAAAGGCAAAAAAAAAAAAAAAGGAAAUUUUUAUUUUUGUUAAUUUCAGUAGUUCAUGUUUUUUACAGUUUAGUUUCUACACUUCAUGUCUUUCGUUACUCGUCCCCCUUAGAAAAUGGAAAAAGAGGAAUGUUAGAAAUUUCUGAUUGAAAUCAGACAUUUUAGAGGAAGCACUAUGAUAUUUUAGUGAUUUGAUACUGGUUUCAGAAAGAUGAUCUUAAGAUAAAGAGUAGGAAAUAAAAUUAGGUUGUUAAAAUGCCAAAUAUAGUUGGAUUCUAAGGAGGAAUUUUUUUCUAGUGUAUUUACAUUUGGUGUAUUUAGAUUUUUGACUUAUGUAUCUGUUCUAGAUUUUCUAAUCUAACAUUUCUGAUACAGCAAAAUAAUAAAUGUGAGGCAAAAGAUAUUUUUAUUUCAUCCCAGCUUUCCUUCAAAUUUAAAACAAGUGUUUAUUAAUCACAGAGCAAAGCAAAUUGCCAUCUUGGAAUGAAAAAAAAAUCUUACCAAAAAGAAUGAAAGAAGGACUUUGUUAUAUUGAAAUGUUCUGAUAAAGUUUAAACAUUACUAUCACCUUUUUUUUUUUGCUAUGUGUAGAUUUCAGUAUUGUGCAUUUUAUUUAAAAGCAUUAAUAAGAAUUUUGUUUUUUGGACAUGAUGCCAGGUCCCUUUAAGUGAUAAGUCCUAGGAUGGUUAAAACCUUAGCUAGAUAAAAAUUACUAGAGAGUUAGCGAAAGAACUUCUAAUUCAAUUAUUGAGCCAAAUUUUCACCCAUGCAAUACAUGACCUAUUAAACUUUGAAACAAAUAUAUUACUGACCAGCAGGGGGAGUCAAAUCAGUCUUUAAAAGUGGGAGUAGAAAGGAAAGGAAGACCACAUGACUUCCUGUUUUGAAUUAACUGUUGUAGCAGCUGUUUUCUUUGAGUUUAGUCUAACAAAAAGCAAGGAAGGAGAGAAAGCCUACCAAUGUAUCAAAUGUGGGUGGGGUGACAAUUCUAAGCAAGGAGAGACUGGCUGUCAAUAUAUCAUAUGUGGAUAAAGUGGUAAUUUUAAAUGUCAAAAUUACCUGUAGAAAGCAAAUUGAAAAAAAAUAUACUUGUGUUCAAAUUAAGGACAGACCAUAGAAGAAUCUUUGGCAUGAAAGAAAGUUCUUUUAAAACCAGAUGAUGAAAACUGAACAAGUAAAAUACGCAAACAUUAAGGUACUGAUUUUCUUCCUAUGGAUGGUGAAAUGUGAAUUAGAACAAAACAAAAGCUCCUCAAUCAUUAAGCAAAGAAACUCAAAUAGAAAUUUAAAACUGGGAACGUGUCAGUAUAAUAAUCUAAGAUAGAAAAACAGAAAACAAUGACAGUCAUGAUGAACUGCAACCCAGAUGUAACGGUGAACAUUCUUAGUAAUUCUAUAUUUAUUUAAAGCUGAAAUUGGAUUCUUGAAAGGCUUGUUUAAAAAUAAAGUAUGUACAAAUAAAUAGAUUGAACUUAUGUUAGAGUUAUAUGCACUUAAUCUAAGAAACAUGGGAUAUGUUUUGGUAGAAAAGUGUUACAGUGAAGUAAAAUAAUGAUGUUUCACUAUAAAAUAGAGAAUAGAAUUGUUUCCACUACCCUUUAUAACCAUUGCAAAGAAUGUAACACCUUUUUUUAUGAAAAAUAUUUACAGGAAUACAGUAGCUAACUUCACUGUUAGUUUAUUUAUUAUCUUCUAGGAGCCUCAGAAUGCCUCAGAGAAUGGAUUAAAUGAAUAGAGAUGAUCUCUCUAUUAUUAUUUGAAGUUUCUAAAAAACCUGGGUGUUCGAUAACAUUUGUCAAAAUAAAAUUAAAGACCCAAGCAUUUUUUAGUUAAAUUAAUAAACAGAAUUAUAGUAGCCUAGUCCUUAGUCAUUACAAGGUUUAUGGAAACACUGUCCAAAUCAGGACAAAGGAUCCAGGCAAGCUUUAGCCAUAUAUAUAUAUAUAUAUAUGUAGGUAUGUAUGUAUGUAUUUUUUUAACUUAUGUUUAUUCAUUCCAAAAAUCUAUUUCUUGAGUACUUAAUGUUUUCAUAAGACAUGAAGCAUAUCUUCAUUAUGAACUAGACAAAAUUAAGUCUUUUUGAAAGAUUUAAUUUCAUUGAUAUGUGACCAGUCAUACAAAUUCAAUAUGCAAUCACUAACUCUAAGUAAAUGGUACUUAGAAGCAAAUCAUUAAGUAGUGUACUAGAAGGUAUACAGUAAACCUCUGGCAGGUCAGUUCUUUUAUAAUGCUAUGUUAUAAUGUACUGAUGUUAUUUUACAUAUUGGCAUCUGGUGUCAAGUCAGUUCUAAUCAUGGCAGUGAUAUCUAAAACAAAUUCAUCUCAUAUCGGUCCUAAAGUAAUUUUAAUGCCCAAAACGCAAAUAAACAAGUAUUCCUACUUCUA
Marmota monax (woodchuck) is the source of this 7669-nucleotide messenger RNA. RefSeq lists its product as uncharacterized. The record is from RefSeq and is a predicted model, not a curated record. The transcript is spliced from 5 exons. Bases 1 to 1035 code for a protein of 344 amino acids. Lineage: Eukaryota; Metazoa; Chordata; Mammalia; Rodentia; Sciuridae.